Messenger RNA from Annulohypoxylon maeteangense, 2097 nucleotides. RefSeq names its product glycoside hydrolase family 47 protein. The coding region runs from base 201 to 1964 and encodes 587 amino acids. Gene Ontology annotation, biological process: carbohydrate metabolic process; N-glycan processing. Gene Ontology annotation, molecular function: mannosyl-oligosaccharide 1,2-alpha-mannosidase activity; calcium ion binding. The transcript has 2 exons. NCBI's taxonomy places the organism in Eukaryota, Fungi, Ascomycota, Sordariomycetes, Xylariales, Hypoxylaceae. The record is from RefSeq and is a predicted model, not a curated record. Gene Ontology annotation, cellular component: endoplasmic reticulum; Golgi membrane.
CUUUCACAAUUCCUGACACUCACAUUUGUUAUCCUGUGCAGCCCGCGUUUCACUAAUGCGAUUUGCUCGGCUCGUCGUCAGAUCCAAUCCGACUUCUAUUUCUAUCCACGGCAUUUCUUACUGGCUGCGUAUGGUUUAUUGGUAAUGUAUCGCUAUUAUCCCUAUCACCUAACGGGGCGAGGGAUAUCUAUUAUAUCUCCAUGUUUGUUGAAAAUGUGGAAUGGCAAGUCCGACAACAACCUCAUAACGCCAUGAUAGCUAUCUUCCGACGGAAAACACGAGUCGCCGCCGCACUUUUUCUAGUACUCGUCUUAUAUCUCCUAGUCGGACUUAUCCCCGAGCAUCGCGAUACACUCUUCGGCUUUACCUAUGUUAGGACGAGCUAUGACUGGUCUAAGCAAUCAUUGAAGUACCCUAUAUCCGAAUAUACGCCUCUGCCGACGGGUAGACCUUUAUCAUUACCUAAAGUACAAUAUGCAUUCACUACCGAUACGAGCCCUGCCGGUGUUGCGAGGGAGGAAGUGCUUGCGAGUCGGCGGGCCGAGGUGAAGAGUGCGUUCGUUAAGAGUUGGACUAGCUACAAGAAUGUCGGUUUUGGUUACGACGAGCUUAUGCCAGUGUCGGGGAAAGGAAGAGACGCACCUGGGUUUGGUGGAUGGGGAGCCACGCUUGUCGAUUCUCUCUCGACACUUUGGAUUAUGGGCCUCAAGGAAGAUUUUUACGAGGCUGCUGCUGCUGCUGUGACUAUUGACUGGGCUGACACCAGGGAUAAUUCCUGCAACUUCUUCGAAACCACGAUUCGGCAUCUGGGCGGACUGUUGGGCGCAUAUGAUCUGAGCUUAGAGACCGCACUACUCGAGAAGGCUAUCGAGCUCGGAGAUAUGCUCUUUAUGGCAUACGACACUCCGAAUCACAUGCCCCCAUUCUGGCUAGACUUUGAUGACGCUAAGCGUGGUAACCAGCUCGCUGGAUAUCACGACCCUUCAGCCUCUGUCACGUCGUCAUCCCUCGAAUUUAGUAGGCUGGCUCAGCUCACCGGAAACGACAAGUACUACGAUGUUAUCAAUAGGGUAGCAUUGGUAUUGGACGAAUGGCAGAAUAAAACAGCACUACCGGGCAUGUGGCCAACAUUCUUCGACUUCAACCAGCUUCAGCUGGACAGUGACAGUAGCUUCACGUUGGGCGCACUAGCGGAUAGUUUGUAUGAAUAUCUGCCCAAGACUUUCGCCAUCCUAGGUGGGCUCGAGCCAAUGUAUGAGAAGCUCUACCGAGGAUCGAUGGAUACAGUCAUCAAGAAUUUGUUGUUCCGACCAAAGACCCCGGACCAGGAUGAUAUCCUCUUCUCUGGAAAUGUGUAUGUCUCAUCAGACACAGGGCCACACCUGACUGCAGAGGUGCAACAUCUUGGAUGCUUUGUGGGGGGAAUGUUUGGGCUGGGAGGCAAACUUUUCAACAUCCCGGAACAUCUCGAGAUCGGCGAGAAGAUCACACGUGGCUGCGUGUGGGCCUACGACGCGAUGCCUACAGGUAUCAUGCCCGAGAUCUUCAACCUAGAGAAAUGCGACACAUUAGAUCCAUGCGAAUGGGAUGAGGAACAAUGGGAGAAUGAGGCCGAUACGACACUGAAGAAAGGUUUCAAGAAUGCUCGGGAUCCGCGUUACCUUUUACGGCCCGAGGCUGUCGAGAGCGUAUUCUUGAUGUACCGCAUGACUGGUAACUCAGAGUACCAAGAGAUGGCGUGGAGAAUGUUUCAAUCCAUUCGAAAUGCAACCGAGACAGACCUAGCAUUUUCAUCAAUCAAUUCCGUCAGGAACGUUGAUACAGUUAAGUCGGAUUCUAUGGAGAGUUUCUGGUUAGCUGAGACGCUCAGAUAUCUCUACUUGACAUUUUCUUCUCCUGAUCUUGUCAACUUGGACGAUUACGUCUUAAAUACCGAAGCUCAUCCCCUCAAGCGUCCUAGAUGAGUAGUCGGAAAUCAGUUAUCACCAAAGUAAGCAGCAGUUACCAAACUACUCGGAGCACUUGGGUAUAGCCGGGCAUAAGAAGUGCUCUGGAUGUUUCCCAUCCGAAGGUGAAUUUUACGAGACGCGGCUCAAG